Messenger RNA from Phyllostomus hastatus (greater spear-nosed bat), 1979 nucleotides. RefSeq names its product ribosomal protein L7 like 1 (gene RPL7L1). Lineage: Eukaryota; Metazoa; Chordata; Mammalia; Chiroptera; Phyllostomidae. Gene Ontology annotation, biological process: maturation of LSU-rRNA from tricistronic rRNA transcript (SSU-rRNA, 5.8S rRNA, LSU-rRNA). Gene Ontology annotation, cellular component: cytosolic large ribosomal subunit. The record is from RefSeq and is a predicted model, not a curated record. The transcript is spliced from 7 exons. Gene Ontology annotation, molecular function: RNA binding; structural constituent of ribosome. Bases 153 to 896 code for a protein of 247 amino acids.
CAAGACCUCAGCGGUUUGCGCAGAUAACUGGGUGCUUGUGAUCCGGGUAGUGAGCUAGAAGAGACGCCUCUAUGGUCAAGUAAACAUAGAGUGGUUCCUCUCCUCCCCACGUGGUCGAACUGCGCCUGCGCAGUAGCCGCAGCGUUGCGAAGAUGGCGGAGGGAGAGCAAAGAAAAAAGAUCCCUUUGGUUCCAGAAAAUCUCCUGAAAAAGAGGAAGGCUUAUCAGGCCCUCAAAGCCACCCAGGCAAAGCAGGCACUUUUGGAAAAGAAGGAGCAGAGGAAAGGAAAAGAUAUCAAGUUUAAGCGACUGGAAUGGUUCCUCCAUGAUGCCUGGCGGCAGCAGCGUGACAAGGUACGCCUCCGACGCCUGGAAGUGAAACCUCACGGUUUGGAAGUGCCAGAUGAACACUCCUUGGCCUUCGUUGUGCGCAUCCAAAGAGUUAAUGGAGUGAGUUUAACGGUGCAGAGGACCAUUGCAAGGCUUCGCCUGAAGAAGAUUUUCAGUGGUGUCUUUGUCCAAGUGACCCCCCGAACCAUAAAAACGCUGCGCGUAGUGGAACCUUAUGUGACCUGGGGUUUUCCAAAUCUGAAGUCUGUCCGGGAACUCAUCCUGAAACGUGGACAAGCCAAGAUCAAGAAUAAAAUCAUCCCUUUGACAGACAACACAGUAAUUGAGGAGCACCUGGGGAAGUUUGGUGUCAUUUGCUUGGAAGACCUCAUUCAUGAAAUUGCCUUUCCGGGGAAGAACUUCCAGGCAAUCUCAGAGUUCUUGUGCCCUUUCCAGCUCUCAGUGGCCCGUCACGCCACCAAGAAUAGAGUAGGCUUCCUCAAGGAGAUGGGCUUACCUGGCUAUCGAGGUGAACGCAUCAAUCAGCUCAUCCGACAGCUGAACUAAACCCAGAAUAUCUGAAAGCACAAUGCCUUGGAAGCGUGUGUUUUUGUUUUUUGGAAUUACCAGUAUCUUCAAAGAAGAUUAUUUUCUGCUGUAUCUUCAGAAGCUGGAGGGGAGGAGUCAGGGAAAAGAUGGUGGUGUUCAUAGCAGGCACUUCUUAUCACAGUCCCAUUCCAAAGGAAAAGUCCAGUGUGUUUUCCACGUUCGCUACUGCUACCACCCUGAAGGCAGCAAAGGACUCAUGCCGUGCAAGAGGGGUCCUGCUUUGUCCCAUCUUCUCUCUAGGGGCUUAAUGGUGAUGAACAGAUACCCAAGCAUGAAUGCCAAGCCCAGAGCCGUACUUGAACCUGAGGGUUCCUAAGGCUUUGUUUUGGAAAGAAUUUGAAAUACAUUUUAGAAGAGCACAAAAACAGUGCUCAGUUGUUUCUGUUGUGAGUCCCUGUUCCAACUUUUCAGUGACGGCUUUGUGAGCUCGCAAGCUUGGCUGGCUCUAAAUGUAUCUGGUGGCUUCCUUAUUGUAGCGCAGGAUUUUAGACUCUUCUUGGAUCUAUGAGAAGGGAAGGACCAUUUACCCAGGAAAACAUGCAUACACUCCAGUUUUUGCUUGGAAGUUUGGGGUGCUCAUAGACUCUUGGGGGCCCAUGCACCCACCUCACGUGAGAGAGCCCUGCACUGUCAGGAUUGGUCACCCAGGCCCUAACUUUCACUCAUCUGGUCCCAUGUCCCGUGGAAGAGCAAAGCUUCUUCCCUUCAAGCUGAUGGCAGUUUUCUGUUAAUAAAGUGGUAGAGUGUAGGCACCUGUACCAUCUUUAACUCAGGGAGUUGCCCACCUUUCAUUUCUGCUGUGCUUUAGGAUGGUGGUGUCUGGUUUCUAUGAUGAUGAGUCCUCUCCUUAAAAACCCAAAUCAUGGCAAGGGGUGGGGUUGGAGGUGGCAGAGGGUAUAGGAAUAAACAAUAAUGGAAAAGACAAAUCACAGGAAAAGUUUGGGAAUAAAUAUAUUUUUGACAAUCAUGUUUGCAUUUUAUACAAUUAGUUUGGCAUUUUUAUGUCAGGAGGCAAUUCAAUAAAAUCGCCUAAAAAAACAA